GCCGCCAACCCGAAUCCGAAACUGACUCUGUUUUUGUCAUUAUUGGUAGCAAACAGGGAAUAGCGCCAUGCCACCCAUGCAAGAAGAGAUUGUCGGCCCACUGUGCCUUUCCACCCCGCCUCGCAUUCGCUUUACAACAACGACACCAUCGAGUGGCUGCAUCGAGGGUGACCCAGCCAGAUCGCCGGAGAGCGACCUCAAGUGCCACCUAACUGGUCAGUGAAACCUCAAUGCCGCGACUAGGCCACAAGAAGAGUCGGCUGGGUUGCCGGCAGUGCAAGGCACGCCACGUGAAGUGCGAUGAGCUCAAGCCGUGUACUAAUUGUGCAAGACACGGUGUACAAUGUAGCCUUAUAACAGAUCCACCGCCUUCCACUCCAUCCGCAAGUAGUAGUGUUGCUCCAAAACGUGAGUGUGAGAGCAAAUCCUCAAAUGAGCGCUCCAAAACUGGUUCGUCGACAUCGUCACCCUCUCUGCUCAUCGACUAUGUUCUGAAUUCCUCAGCUAUGUCGCCUGGGGAUGCAGCUUCAGAGGGUAGUUCUCCAAGCUCGCAACCAGAUCAGUUCCCGUUCCUGAGGCCAUUCAUACAUAAGCCUGCAACGAACCAGUCAGAUCUUUGGGUCCGGGAUGUAGAGUUGAUGCAUCACUGGACCAUCGAAGCCUAUGACGAGUUAUCACAAAGAGAAGAUAUGCGACAUACUUGGAGAGUCGAUGCUCCGAAGAUUGCAGUCACUCAUACGUUCUUGAUGCACGAGAUCCUUGCGUUCGCAGCAUUUCACAAAGCAUCACAGAUUCCUGAUAAGCGUCAGGAGUAUUACACAUUGGGCAUCCAUCAUCAAGAUCUUGCCAUCAAAGGAAUGCGACCGAAGCUUCAAACUAUCAUCCCAGACGAAGCACCGGCCAUCGUUGCCACUUCGACACUUCUCACACUGGGUGUCUUUGCCUCAACAGGGUUCGAGGCCAGCUGUGCUGAUAUACCCUCAUCACCAUCCAUUAUUGAUGAUAUCUUGAACAUUUUCUCGCUCAUGCAAGGCAUGGGGAACGUACUGGCACUUGCACAUGCGCAUGUGCUCAAGUCGUUUCUUGCUCCUAUGUUUCGAGAUCCACUGGAAUCUACACCGUCGCAACCAUUACUCCAGGAACUGAUACAGCAUGUACCAAGCCUCAUCUUGUUCAUCGAAUCCGAGCCCAACCUAUCCGAGUCAGAACGUGCGGGGUUCCUGGGUGCCAUCGCUCACUUCGAGCCUGUGCUCAAGCUAGCAAGCCCUCCGCGAGUCGACAACCGAGAGCUGCGAUUUCUGUUCUUCUGGCCACUGCACCUCGACGGCAACUUCCUCGCCAGUGUUCGGCAAAGGCAUUCGGGAGCACUUGUAAUACUGAUGUACUACGCUACCAUGCUAUUCGCUGCGGAGCCACGUUACUGGUUCAUGGAUGGGUGGGGCUAUCGAUUGAUGAAGGCUUGUUACGAUGGUGUCGAUAAGAGCUGGCUGCCAGUGUUGCAGUGGCCAUUGUCUUUCUUGGAGACAGAUCCCACUUACAGCCUUUUCACCAACAUCAAUCGACUUCCUGGAGGUCUCGGACAGCCACAAGGGCCGCUUGUUCUGCCAUACGCACAGCAACCGCCGCAGACAGUUUCUUUCCGUCAGUAUUCUGAACCUUCUUCGCGAUCACCUCAACACAAAAGCGUAUCGACACUGGACCGUAAUGGACCAUAUCCACAGCUUACAGGUCAAAUGCCUCCCUCAUAUGCGCCUCAGAUAACGAACGCAUCACAUCUGCCUCCGAUGUCUGAUACAGUGCGGAAUCAGAACCAAUAUAGCGAUUAUAGCAAGCAUGCAUCCAGCAAACCAACAAAUCAUACGCAUGGGCAAGGUGCAGGCACGGCAGAACAUUCGCAGAAACGCGAAGGCUCAUAA
Messenger RNA from Macroventuria anomochaeta, 1916 nucleotides. RefSeq lists its product as uncharacterized. The record is from RefSeq and is a predicted model, not a curated record. Bases 231 to 1916 code for a protein of 561 amino acids. Gene Ontology annotation, biological process: regulation of transcription by RNA polymerase II. Gene Ontology annotation, molecular function: zinc ion binding; DNA-binding transcription activator activity, RNA polymerase II-specific. The transcript is spliced from 4 exons. Lineage: Eukaryota; Fungi; Ascomycota; Dothideomycetes; Pleosporales; Didymellaceae.